Messenger RNA from Emys orbicularis (European pond turtle), 2164 nucleotides. It is a transcript of the gene GTSE1, whose product is annotated as G2 and S-phase expressed 1. Gene Ontology annotation, cellular component: cytoplasmic microtubule; microtubule cytoskeleton. Bases 17 to 2164 code for a protein of 715 amino acids. The record is from RefSeq and is a predicted model, not a curated record. Gene Ontology annotation, molecular function: microtubule binding. The transcript is spliced from 12 exons. NCBI's taxonomy places the organism in Eukaryota, Metazoa, Chordata, Testudines, Emydidae.
CGGCCUCGGGGACACUAUGGAGGAAGGAAAGGAAAUGUCAGUAGGCUGGUCAAGUGAUAUGACUGAAGAAAAACUGGAUGUUUGCAAGAACAGAGACUUUCCCCUUCUAACUGAUGAAAAAUUUGAUUUUGACCUUUCACUGUCUCCUGCAAGUGGAAAUGAAGAUGAAGUUUUUGUUGGACCUCUUGGACAUAAAGAAAAAUGUGUUGCUGUCAGUAUUGAAGCAACUAAAGAUGCUGAAGAAAAGAUCUCGCAAAUCCCUGAUGAUAAGCUUGUGUGGAGUCCUCUUACUGGAGAGAAAUUUGUAGAAAUUUUUAAAGAAGCUCACUUGUUAGCACUGCAGCUAGAAAGUGGCAACAAAAAUGAACAGAACAAAGUCACCCAAUCAGAAGGACCAAAACCCAAGGUUAUAGAAAAAUUUGUGCAAGCAUCCAAGUCAAAACUAAAAAUCUUUCAAAAAGGAAACAUAGAAAAAAGCCCCAGGGCUAUUAAAAGGGAGACAUACUGUGUGUGGGACAGCCCAAUUUGUCAACUGCCACCUUCCUUUCAGAAGCGUUUAGAUUUACCUGUGACUGCAGUUGACAAAACUCCUCCAAACACAUCUAGUCCAAUUAAAAUCCAUAAAUUUCCUAAAAUAUCUGUUUCACCUCUAGCCCGAGAACAGCAAAGUGAUGAAAAAAAUAAAAAGGCAAUAAGCAAAUUGCACACAAAGGCUUCAUCUGCUCUUGGAAAAAGCCAUCAACUGACAGUAGAAAAGCCAAAACCAGGGAAAAAACAUUUGAACAGCAUGGGGUCAUCUGAAGAUCUACUCUCUGACAAAUCCAGUGUUGCUUCAGAUGUAUGUGACUCGUCAUUCAGUGGGAGUUCAUCAUUACAAGACAAGCAAGUUCUUCCUUCUCAAAGCAAGUUUGGGUUAAGGAAGACACAGUUAAAACCUCCUAGUGCUGCUAAUGGUCCUCUAAGAAAGAACACCUCAUCUUCAUCGUCGUCAUCCAUUUCCAGCAUGAACUCCAGUUUGAAUUUAAGUUUGUCUGUCUCUCCCAAAGGGGGAAAUGCUAAAUCAAACGUCUCUUCAAAAAUUUCUGUGAGCAGCUCCAAACUCUCAUCUAGCACAAAAAGACUGGCUAUGGUUAGACCUAUCAGAAUGUCAUCUGUGCAGGCUGUCCAUUCUGAUGUGUCCUGCAAGCAAACAAGAUCCGUUAGUACUCCCAGAAUAUCUACUGCUGGGAAUUUAGCCAAGUCUUCAGCUUCUGUGACAGGAUCCCAAACUCUAGCCAGUGGAAUUCAGAGACUGAGCUCAGUUCCUAAUCUGCAGAAGAUAUCUCAGCAGAACAAAGAUGGAAGUGCAGCAAAAGAAAACACAUGCCCAAAAGACAAGGCUAAAGUUAUAAUCACACCUUCAAAUCAGAUUAAGGUCCCUAAGAGAUGUGGAGGUUCAUCACCAGAAAAUACAGCAUCAAAAAUAAUGGAGCCAAUCCGAUUAUUAUCUUGUGGCACAUUUGGAAGUGGUGUGGCUGUUUGCACUCCUGUCAGACCUUCCGAAGAUGGGGCCUCGCAGAACUCUUGUCUUAGUUCCAGGUCCAUUUUAAUUACUCCAGCCAGUAUAAAACGUUCUGCUCUGCCUACACCCGCCGGUCGUCGUAUCUCAGGAAUUCCAGCAAUGACUCCUAAAACUUUGCCAAGAUCUGUCUCCUCUCCACAUUUUAUGUCUGUUCGUCAAGUCUCCAGUGUGUCCGCCAGAAAGACUCUUGCAGCUGGUUCUAAACAGGCAAAGGACACCAAGACACAAGUGUCAUCAUUUGAAGAUGAUGACUUAUCUCCUCCACCUAUGAUACCUCUUACACUUGUCUUUUCACCAGAAAAGACUACUGAAAUAGCACAGAAUGAAAUACAAAAAGAGACUGAAAUACAAAAACAGCCAGCUGAAGGAGCACAAACUAAUGAGGUCUUGCUGGUAGAUAUUGGAAUAGAUAAAACUCCCAUUGCAGCUUUGGAAUGUGAAAGCAGACCUCUCAUUGACCUUUCUAAUACUCCAGAAGUGAAUAAAGUUAUUCCAUUAAAACCUAGUGUGGUAGGACAGCUAAUAGAUUUGAGUUCUCCUCUUAUCACCCUGAGUCCUGAAGUGAACAAAGAGAAUCUGGAUUCCCCUCUGCUGAAGUUCUAA